Molecule: messenger RNA, 3390 nt
Organism: Volvox carteri f. nagariensis
Lineage: Eukaryota; Viridiplantae; Chlorophyta; Chlorophyceae; Chlamydomonadales; Volvocaceae
Exons: 17
Coding region: 1-3390 (1129 amino acids)
Source: RefSeq, a predicted model, not a curated record
AUGUCAGAGGCCCAUCCGCCCUCCGCAACUCACCAAAGCUGGACUGGUGCUGUUGCCGUUUACUUGGCAAAGCCCCCCAGGGCAGCUCUGUACCCCGGCCAGGCACCGCCGGGAGCAUCGUCAUCAUCAGCUCAAGCAGCUACUCUCCUCCCCGGCGCUAGUGGCGCCUACGACCCCGAGUUGCCACCUCCGCAUGUGGAUCCGCAGCCAGCAGCGGCCCCCGAAACAGCCUCCGCAGCAACGGUGCACCCGACGCGGCAGCAGCCCUCUCUGCUGUCUGCCCCCGCCAAGGCUGCCCUCCGCGGCACCUGGCUGCCCAGCCGGGGUAGCGCCACUCUGACGGCGGUGCUGUCCGCGGCGGGACACGGCGAGUUCACUGUCAAGGUCCAGCUGGAGAGUACGACACUGUGGAUGCAGGACCUGUUCAGCGGCGGCGGUGAGGUACGGCUGAUAGCGCCGACGAUGUCUCCGCCGGCGGGGCAGCAGGAGAAGCAGCAGCAGCAGCAGCAGCCAACCGCAACCGGAGGCCGCGGACCCGUCACUGACGCUACAGCCGCAACUAAGGGCCCUAGGGCAGCCGCGUCACACGAGCUUCAUCCAUGGCUACUGUUGCUACUGCCGCCGCGGCCACCUCCGUUGGCAAGCGCUAGCGCAGCUGCUGUUAUCAGCAAAGCUGUUGUUUCAUCGCAGGGGCCCCCGCCGGCGGCGCUGGGUGCUGUGCUGGAGCGCGGCUAUAGCGGUGCGGAGGUGGCAGCGUCAUCGUGUCCGCCAGCCCUUUGCUUCCGCUUCAACAGUCCGGGGGAAGGCAGGGCGUUUCGCUCGCUGAUGGAGGCGGCGGGUCGAGUGAAAGAAGCAGUUGUAUCGCGCGCGGAGGAGCGGCGGGCAGAUCUGGAGCGGCGGCGUGCGGAGGCCGCAGCGCGGCUACAGCGGCGGCGGGAGCUACAACUACUGGAGCAGCAGCAGCAGCAGCGGGGACGGCUGCAAACGCUAUCACGGCAGCAGGAGGCAGCGGCAGCGGCGCAGCGACACAGCCCAGCUGUUUGCGCACAUGAGGCUAAGCGAUGGGCAUGUACGGAUGAAAAGGGCCCUCGCCCUUUUUCCGGCUUUCAGGAGGCCGACACAGCCUUGUCGGACCGCACGAUCAGGCACGUAGGAAGCGACACGGCCGCUGACACGAGCCAACGAAAGGGAUCCGGCGAGGGAUCCGGCGAUUGCGGCAAAGUACAAAUCCCCAUCCGGCCACCGCAACUGCCGUCCGUGGCGCGUGUGCUAUUGCGCGCGGGGGGGAAGGCCAAGAUAUCCAUAAGCCCGGCGGACGUCUCGAUCAAGCUCAGCCAGAGGGACUCCUUGAGGUUCACAACGCCGCGCUACACCUCUCCGGACGGAACCACCAGGGGUCUGCAAGCCCCUGCCCUGAUCCUGGACGCUAUCUGUAGCAAUUUCUCUAUUGAGCUGACGAACAACUUGCCCUUCCAGCCGUUCCACACUUGCCCAGCCGGAGGGGACAAAAUCGAUAACGGUCCCAAGGAUUAUCAGUGGACCAACCUGCACACUCACGGCCUCAAGGUGGACCCCGGUGCUACCAGCAUCGACAACAUCUGCGAGCCUGGCUUUCCUAACGCCGGCAUAGCUGAUCGUACCAUCACCAUCCAGGAAUACUACUGCAACGACACCGUGUCGUCUCAGCAGUUUUGCAGGGUGAGGGGUGACAACGUAUUUGUCAUCGACCGGCCUCGCACCAACGCGACCUUCCUGUACAACAUACGGCAGCACCCCGCCGGUGCCACCGUGCGGUACACGUACCCGCUGGAGGCGAUUGUGCCUGGGGUGGGCUGGUAUCAUCCGCAUCAGCACGGCUCUGUGGCCAUUCAGACACCCACAUCCGCCGCACCGCUGAUCGUACCGGAAUCCUCACUUCCAGGCGGGGUGCGUGAGCUGUAUGUUGAAAACGGCCGUGGCAAUAAAAAAGAGUGCGACCGCCUUGUGAAGAUCCUGAAGGAGCAGCCAAUGGAGAGCAGUACCAUUUUGCAGAUCAACGGCAUCUGGUUUCGGAACACCUCAACAGCGAGCGGUGCCCUCAUACCCGAUGAUGACACCAUUCCCUUCCUUGGAAGCGCGGCAUCGCCACCGAGCGCCCUGCUGUUCGACUCGAGCGGAAAACCCCUGUACAAGAACGCGGCCGGCAGAGACUGGGGCCUGGUCAACGGUGCCUUCCAGCCAACCGUCUCUCUCACCGAAGGGAGGAUGCUGGUGGUCGACUCCCGUACCGGCGGACUGACCCCCGUGGACACGUGCAAGAUAUGGCUGCUUGGCCGCGACGCUGUGCCGUUACCCACAGUGCCCCGUUUGCUGUCGUCCAAGCCAAAUGGUGGUAGCCGCUUCUACAAUGACGUCAUCAUGGGUCCAGCUAACCGGGUAGAUGUUGUGAUCAAGUGCGAUGUUCCCGGCAAGUACGUGCUGGCGUCAUGUGCCGGGCCCUUCCGCACUAACUACGAUGCCUGCAGGGCGACACACUGCGAGUGCUUCGGAGACCGCCCCGCCAACGGCGCGCUGCUGCGCCCCGCCAACAACCUAUACGGUGGCUUCGAGCUGGAUGCGGCUGUACUGGCGGUGUUGGACGUACACGCGCGGCCCCGAGACAAGAAGUCCGAGCAUGAUUUCGCGAACGGUGUCUGCAAGUCAAGGCUGGAGUUCUUCCGUUACUUAGACUACCAAAACUUCCCCAAGCCCGCAACCGAGCAGUGCAUCUCUUUCAUGAAUCAGCAGUUUGGCGGCGCCUGCACCAUUAAUAACCAGCUCUUCCCGCAAGGAGUUGGAUACGUGAUGCAGGGCAGUCAGCAAAUUUGGAGGCUCCGUGAUGUGACGUUCCACCCCUUCCACCUGCACGAGACUCCAGUCCGACUGACGAAGCUGCCGCCCUGCGCGGCGAAGGUCACCAACAACUGGCAGGAUGGUGACUGGUUGGACUCCAUUCUGCUGCCGCCGUGCCAGACGGGCUGCCCUUGGCCCGCCCGCGGCAGCGGCAAUGGCACCUGCGGCGACCCCGUCACCGUGUGUGACGAGACCACAGUCCAGUGGCUAGCCACGAACUUCGAUCAGGUACCCGCUAUGGCCUUAGGCACCGGCGGGAGCAAUGACUUGUGCAGUCGCAAGAACGGAAACAGCGGCAUGAAGCCAGUGGCGCUUCCAGACGUGUGCUCUGAGCGUCUCUCUGUGUUCCACUGCCACGUCCUUCCACACGAGGACGAGGGCUGCAUGGCGCUGUUGGUCUGGUUCUGCCCGGGCUUCACGCCUCCGAGUGCCGCCUACCCUGCUCAAUGUCCCGCCACCUACACAAAUAACUGCUCCCCGCCAUCGGCAUCUCGCAACGGUCCCCCGCGUCGUCCUUGA